CAGGCCUCGAACCCACAGGCGCAGUAGGCAGUUACUGAGCGCGUGCUGUGUCGGGAGGCAGCGACGAACUACACUUCCCAAAGCGCUUAAGCAACAGAAAUGACGUAAAGAGCAGACGGAGUUGGAGGGUUCGGGGUUAACUGCUCUUUUUACUUUAAGAUCGGGGCCUGCCGGCACGGGGACCGGUGCUCCCGGCUUCACAACAAACCGACUUUCAGCCAGGUUCCUCCCCCUCCUUCAGUCCCUUCUCCCAGGAUCUUGGCCACGCCCCCGUACGUACAAAUUAACACCGCUGGGCUGUCCCUGACUGCUAGGUGUCUCUUCUGGUUUCCUUAGGGGCAAGCAUCGCUGAUGCACUCAAGAUGCUUAGGCUUCUUCUCUGUUGCCAAGUGUCACCCCUCAACCGUCAUACCUCACCUCACCCCUUUGCAUGAGUUCAGGCCCCGCCCCCUUUAAAUUCUGUUCAGACCAUAGUGCUGCUCAACCUGUACCAGAAUCCUCAGAACACCGCCCAAACCGCAGACGGAUCGCACUGUCACGUGAGCGACGUGGAGGUGCAAGAACACUAUGAUAACUUCUUCGAGGAGGUGUUCACGGAGCUGCAGGAGAAGUACGGGGAGAUUGAAGAGAUGAAUGUGUGCGACAACCUGGGGGACCACCUCGUGGGCAAUGUCUAUGUCAAGUUUCGGCGUGAGGAGGAUGCAGAGCGUGCAGUGGCUGAGCUCAAUAACCGCUGGUUCAACGGGCAGGCUGUGCAUGCCGAGCUGUCUCCUGUCACCGACUUUCGGGAGUCAUGCUGCCGGCAGUAUGAAAUGGGGGAAUGUACCCGCGGUGGCUUCUGCAACUUCAUGCACCUGCGGCCCAUCUCCCGUAACCUCCGACGUCAGCUGUAUGGGCGGGGACCCAGGCACAGACUUGCUCUGAGCACCAUCCAAAGACCAGCGCCUGAGUCUCAACCCCCAAACCAGCUGGAACCCCAAAGCCCCAAACCCAAGACCAGUCUGGAUCUCCAGUCCCGAGAUUGGUCCCUGAGAACCCCUCCUGAUACCACUCAGCAACUCUGGUUACCUGCCCCAUCCCAGAGCAGAGAGGCAGAGCCGGGGAACAGUGCCUCACUCCUUCCAGCUCUAACCCUCAUCUCUCCACUCCUGUCCCCAGGUCACCCCCGAGGUCCCACACCGGCCACCGUCCCCGAGAAAGAAACCGACGACAUUCCCCAGACCACCGGCAUGGCCGCUUCUGAGACCCUGGCUCCCUUGACCUCCACCCCUGACAGGCUUAAAUGUUCCCAGCCAGAACCUCUCCUUAAAGCUCCCUUAACUCCCCAGCUCCAUCUUCCCCAGGCUCCUGGGCUCCAUGAUGUAUCUGUUCAAUACAGGGAUCUUCUCUUAACCACCCCUCCCCUAAUAAAGCUCUGUAUUGAGGGUUUAGAACCUAUUAGCUUGAGCCUAGCUGUGGGCUGGAGUUUCCUUCCACCCCCGCAUCUCCUCACGAAAGGGGAAGCGGGCUGGUCUCCGGCCACAACUUCUGCUGAAGAACUUCCAACAACAGGUGGGAGAGCAGUAGGCUCAGGCCCAGGGCUCUAGAAA
Mustela lutreola (European mink) is the source of this 1589-nucleotide messenger RNA. It is a transcript of the gene U2AF1L4, whose product is annotated as U2 small nuclear RNA auxiliary factor 1 like 4. NCBI's taxonomy places the organism in Eukaryota, Metazoa, Chordata, Mammalia, Carnivora, Mustelidae. The record is from RefSeq and is a predicted model, not a curated record. Gene Ontology annotation, biological process: mRNA splicing, via spliceosome. Gene Ontology annotation, cellular component: spliceosomal complex; U2AF complex. Bases 630 to 1586 code for a protein of 318 amino acids. Gene Ontology annotation, molecular function: metal ion binding; pre-mRNA 3'-splice site binding. The transcript has 8 exons.